AUGUACGGCAAACUGGAUUGUCAAGAUUCACCCAAUCACGAAGACUGCACUGCUACUCGCCGACUUCAUGGCGCUGUACAAGGAUUGGAUGCAAAGGGCAACCUCAAGGCGGUUUGGGGCAUGCCGGGCGCCGAAUGGCGAUUGAAAGAUGAGCACAUGGUGCGCACGGAUGAAAGGGGGCGCUUCUACGGGACCAAGAUGCAGCAUCAAGCUGGAACGGUGUACUUUGACCCCGUGCAAGACGGCGUGGUGAUCGGAGGCUUUGACGUCGAGCGCAAGCUCCGCAAAUUCAAGGGCGUCUACGACAUUGACGCGAAUCCCGUUCAUCGCUAUGGUCCCGAGGCGCGGCCCAACAUCAAAGAUGCGCAGCGCACCUUUCGAUCGAUUCAGGACCGCAGGGAAGCGGAGAUGUCGUCCGCGCCGUCUUCGGCCACAUCCACACCGCACUGGCGCAAGCAUGGUGCUGCUGCUGAGAGCAAGCUUCGCACGUCGAAAAGAUGGCGUGCAUGA
Ceraceosorus bombacis is the source of this 510-nucleotide messenger RNA. The record is from the annotation of a GenBank genome assembly. NCBI's taxonomy places the organism in Eukaryota, Fungi, Basidiomycota, Exobasidiomycetes, Ceraceosorales, Ceraceosoraceae.